Chara braunii is the source of this 860-nucleotide messenger RNA. The record is from the annotation of a GenBank genome assembly. NCBI's taxonomy places the organism in Eukaryota, Viridiplantae, Streptophyta, Charophyceae, Charales, Characeae.
GAAAUAAGAAUAGAGCAGACGGACUGAGUCGAGUCGACUGGGACAAAAAUAAUCAAGGAGUAAUCGAGGAUAUUCCGCCAGUCGACGAGUUUCUGGACACUGAGGAGGAUGUGAGACUUCACAUCAACUCCUGGUCGAUGGCCGUGGGUAACUACGUUACUCCUGGGCAACCUGUGUGGCUCUCGCCUCCAGGACAUGUACGGCGGCCAUACCUAGUCCUUAAGCCUUUCAUCGAAGAGGAAUCGUGGGGGUUGCCAAACGUGCAGUGGAUGAUGGAUCUGGCCUUAGCAGACAAAUACCAGUUGCACGAAGACCUACUCACGAUGGAAAAUGGGGCACAACAGGUAGAAGGGCACGAAAGGUCGAUAGGUGGGAUAUACCUCUUGGCAAACGCUCUGCUUCAAGACGAGGUGGCAAGGAUCGGGGAUCAGCGGCAAGGUGAGAAUGCGAAUGUAAUCCACGAAGGAGAGGACGACGAUUUUGAGGAGGGAGAGAUAAAAGAGGCUUUUCGCAAGGAGGAGUAUGACGGGAUAUAUCUGGAGUUAGGAAUGCUCCUUUUGUGCGAAAAGAGAGAAAGGGAUGCAUGCGAGAAAGUCCUCAAGGGACGGCCAUCUGUUUAUGAGGAGUAAAGGGAGGAGACCCAGAAGGGUGGUUUGUGGCGUAAACCGUCAGAUCGAUGUUAUGGCAGCCCGUCAUGACGGGACGACAGGUGGCCAUAGGAGUGCGGAUGCGACAUACUUAAAGAUUCACGACUUGUAUUACUAGGAUGGCAUGAGACACAUGAUCGAGAAGUAUUGUAAGUCUUGUGUACCGUGUCAGGAGCGUUCCUCCCUUAGGCCAAGGGAGCCGCUUCACCCAAG